This is a messenger RNA of Symbiodinium sp. CCMP2592, 1059 nucleotides long. Lineage: Eukaryota; Dinophyceae; Suessiales; Symbiodiniaceae. The record is from the annotation of a GenBank genome assembly.
GAGUAUGCAUCCUAUGGCCUGGUGCCUCCAGUUGAGCGAGAGGCAUGCCUGGAGCAUCCAGUGGAGACAGCGGUGAGAUGCACCCUGGAUGUUGCGCUCGGGUUGCUUCCACACCUCUUCGCGUCCGCGCACCCAUCAGGAAUGCUGCUGUGCAGCGCGACAAUUGACCCCACGCUGGUGGUGGGAGGAGUUACCGUCCUUGGCCUUGCCAUCACCCUGACAAAGGAUGAGAUUCUCCACCUUUUCCGACGUCAUGGUGUCGACCUGCAGAGCUUCUUCGCAGGUUUAUUUGCAGGCCGACAAUCUUUUGCAGAGGCAUACAGAGUGCUGGGCAAGAUCGGGGAGGGUGGUUACGGCGUCAUUCACCGAGUGCGGCACCGGCAGACAUCGAGAGUGUUUGCAGUGAAGGAAAUCCCAGCGACCAUGAAGGCUGAGCUUCAGAUCCUGCGAGACCUACAGCACACACAUGUUGCGAAGCUCCACGGAGCAUGGGAGGAGGGCAUGUGCAUCUACCUCGUGAUGGACCUCUACCAGCAGGACCUCUCUUGGAUGCUGAGGGCGGGCGCUGUGCCUGAAGAACGUGCGCUCUGUAUCUUCGAGCAGCUGAUGACUGCAGUCGCUUUCAUACAUAUGAAGGGUGUCUGCCACCGCGACAUUAAGCUUGCGAAUGUCAUGGUCCAAAGCACCCAGGACCUUCACGUCAGGCUUCUAGAUUUCGGUGCUGCGGCAUACUACAACAAGCGGCAGCUCACGACCACGGUCUUCACAGCACAGUUCGUGGCUCCGGAGAUGUUGGCAGGUGCGUAUGACCAUAGAAUAGACAUGUGGUCAAGCGGUGUCCUUCUGUUCUGGCUUCUGUCUGGCUGGCCACCCUUCUCCGGCGACAACUGCCAGAUCUUGCGCAGUGUGAAGAUCGCGAAAUGGCAGUUCGAGCCAGUGGCUGCAUGGCAGGGGAUUUCUGGCGUGGGCCGUUCGCUGGUCGCCAGCCUAAUGGUCAAGGAGGUGGAGACAAGGAUUGGGGCGGCUGAGGUUCUGCAGCAGAUGGCCGAAAGGUGCUGA